Messenger RNA from Metarhizium acridum CQMa 102, 777 nucleotides. The record is from RefSeq and is a predicted model, not a curated record. Lineage: Eukaryota; Fungi; Ascomycota; Sordariomycetes; Hypocreales; Clavicipitaceae.
AUGGCCACGGAGACCAUCCCCCCAGCCGUGGGCGGAUCGCCAAAGCUGGAAGAGCAAGAAAAGUCCCGGCGUGAAGAAGCACCCCUGAAAAGAAAAGCAUCACUUGCUGACGACGAUGACUCGUCCUACACCAAGCGCCAGCGACAAGACGACGACCGCUCGCCGCCACGUCGCAGAACGUCUAUCCAAUCGACGGCCCAAGACCGAAGGGCAUCCGCCACACAGGAGGAAAAGAAGCGCGGGAAGCGGUUAUUCGGCGGUCUCCUGAGCACACUCAGCCAGACGAGCACCAACUCGCAGCACAAACGACGGCAAGAGAUCGAACGGAGACAGCAGGAACGCAUGCAGAAGCAGAGAGACGAGGACGACAAGAAACGUGCGGACAAGGUGGCAAGGAUAAAGGAGACUAGGAUCGUGGAACAGAUUGAUUUCGAGGAGGAGGUGUAUUAUCUGCCGUGGAAAACAACGGCAGACCAGGAAGACGUCAUUGACGACCAAGUUCGCUCUGCAAAGGCCACUAUAGCCAAGGAGGAAGCCGAGUUCAAGUCGAAAAAGGAGCGCCACUUGAGUCGGUAUCAGCCGCCACGACCAUCAUCUGACAAGGGAAAAGAUGGGAUCGGAAGAUUGGAAACCGCGGGUGUAGGGAAGCACGGCGAGGAGCGGCGCGAACAGGAGCCGGAUAAGAAGGAUGAAGACAAGUCGGUGCAUCAUCAUGAUCCACACGAUGAGUCGGGGGAUGUGGUGGUGGAGGCUGACGAGGACACAGUUAUUUAUUAG